GGAGCCCCAGGGGCCCCAAGCUCGGCUCCCCACCCUGAAGACAAGCAGAGCCUUKAAAUACAAACAAGAGGCCGCUAUAGCUCAUCAUGAACAGGAGAGGCUCACACCCGAAGAAGGAUAUAAAACCGACCAAAUAUCGUYGCGAUAUAUGAAAAGUUAACUUUGCUCCAGGUUGAGUGCGUGGGGGACGAGGGGCACCCAAAAAGCGAUGUGUCCGUUCAUGGUCUAGAUAGCUUGCAAAACGCGUGCUGAACGAUUCUCAAAAAAUACAGUUCCUACCUGGUCUAUCAGAGCGAAUUGAAGGCAUUAGUAAAUAGUGUAACGUUGCAGAGUAAUGGAAGAGAAAGAGACCGGGGAGAGCGAGCCUGUGGUCCUUCCGUGUGCUGAGCAGGCAGAUUCUCUCUCAUUAAUAAUAAGCGGAGAGGAGGAAGCGACGCAAGAGCAGAGUGACUUGGGACACUGUUCAGGAGAGAAGGACGGUCUGACCAAUGGCCAGGUGGGCGAUGAUGACGAGGAAGAGAUGGUGACCCCCCUUUGGUCCCCAGGCACCAGCUACUGGAGUGUCACCGAGGGUCCGGACUCCCCCUUCCUCCUUUCUCCCAUCCCGGGCCCCUCUGGACGCAAAGAGAAGGUCCAAUGCGCCUCCCGACCCGGCCUCAGCCGCAUCCCGGGCAGGGAUCAUCGGCGCUAUUACCACGAYUACUGGCGCAGCGAGUUCCUGAUGGACUUUGACCCCCGUCGCCACGGCAUGAUCUGCAUGGUGUGUGGGAGCUCGCUGGCCACGCUCAAACUCAGUACCAUCAAGAGGCAUAUUAGACAGAAGCACCCGGACUCUCUGCUGUGGAGCGCGGCCGACAAGGAGGUGAUCCGUUCGGGCUGGGAAAGCCACCUGYGUCUGGAGGGGGGCCAGAGGCUGUACUGUCCGGCCGGAGGGGUGGCCGCCAUCUCCCAGGGACAGGAGGAGGAGCUGCUGGACUGUGCUCGCCACUCCACCGGAAAACCUGGUGGUAUGGUGUCCCCCAAACURCAGCCCCGGUCCACGACCCCAUCACCCCCUCCCUCAGUCCCCCUCCAGCAGGAGGAGCUCCCCGGGCCCUCUGCCAAGACCCUGGAGCGCUACCUGAACGACUCGCUCCACGCCUGGUUCCGACAGGAGUUCCUCAUGGAGUACCAGGCGGAGGCGGGCAGGCUGGUUUGCAUGGUGUGCGGCCGUCCGCUGCCCUCGCUCCACCUGGACCACAUCAAGAGCCACGUGCUUGACAUCCACCCCCAGUCGCUGGUCUACAGCUCGGAGGAGAAGCACUGCAUCCUGCAGACCUGGGCCCAGACACAUGAAUCCAACCCUCUAAACGACUUCAUCAAAUCUGAGCCCAACACCAAAGACGAGAGAGAUGCUGGGGUGGACUUCUCUGAUGAGCUGGAGACCAUUCAGAUCGGCUCAGACACGUAUGCAGAGGACAACGAUGAGGCGUUAUCAGAGAUACAGGACAUGGUUGAUAGCGGUGAUGGCGUUGGUGGAGCUCCAGAGAUGACCACUCCCAUACCCCCUCUCCCUCUCCACCAACCCAGGAAGAGGCGUCUCCGUGGGGGCUUCCCCUGGCGGCUGCGCCUGGACUACAUGGUGGCCUACGGACCCCAGGGUCGUGGCACCUUCUGCAUGGUGUGCUCCCAGGCCCUGCCCAUGGCCAAGGUGAGCAGCUUCCGCCGCCACAUCCAGGAAUGCCACCCUGAGACCACCAGCCUGGCCCGGGAGGAGAGAGAGGCCAUGGCCGAGGCCUGGACCAAAGAGGCUCCCACGGAAGACAACCCUGCCGUGCAGAUGAAAGAAGAAGUGGACCCCAGUGACAUUGUCAGCCUCCCUGUGGCGGGAGAGAUGGCCGACAACAACAACAACAACAGGACCACCAAGAUGGCCACCCCCAAGGCCGUAAAGAAGGAGGAGGGGGUCGCCACCAUGCCUGCSACUCCGGGGCGCCACGGCCACUACCCGGGCAAGGACCAGCGGCGGAACUACCAGGUGCGCUGGAGGAUGGAGUUUCUGAUGGACUAUGACUGCCGGAGACACGGGUUGAUCUGUAUGGUGUGCGGGGCGACYUUAGCCACUCUCAAAGUCAGCACCAUCAAGAGACACAUCCAACAGGUUCACCCUCAUUCUCUGGUGUAUGGCCCCAACGAGAGACAGCAGGCCCUGCUCAGCUACAACCAGACUGCCCUGCACUUCGUCCACUCGGAUGACUGUUUCUCCUCACAAGACCACGGACACACGGCACUCGGACAGARGACCGCUGGCCUCUUUGUCCGCUAGGACGAGGGGCGCCAGGCAUGGUUGUUCUCUGUCCACCCCACUUUCCUUUCCAAGUCUCUCUUUCUSAGGAAGAUAGAAACAAGGCUUGGUAGAGCUCUGUCAUGAGUUGUGCAGUGACUGGCACAGUUGGUGAUUGUUUCAGCGAGCAUACAAUAUAGCACUUCCUGUCCCAAAAAUGUACUAAAACCUAGAUUUGGGUGUGUAGGUGAUUGAAUGAGAGGGUGUUUGAGGRGUAUUGCUAAAGACAAUGAACAACACUUAAAGAUGUGAUCAUCUUUAGUGACUCAAUUACAUCCCGUUAUUUAAAAAGGAAAUUCCUUGUUUACAAUGAGGUAAAUAGGCGUCCUCCAGAGAUUUGUCUCAUUCUUGAAUUAGAAGAUCUCAUCUUCCUUGUCUUUUCCAGUGUCACAGCACUAUUGUUACAAUGGCCCACAGCACUAUUGUUACAAUGGCCCACAGCACUAUUGUUACAAUGGCCCACAGCUAUUUCUGAUUCUCUUAUUAGCAACAAAAAAAAGCUGCACACACAAAAAUCUAUGUAAAUAGUGUUGAAUAUUUGAAUUAUUAUGAUUUUCUUUUACAAGCACUUUUACACGUGGUUUUUACAAAAAGGUUUGUAAUUACGGCCAUUUUUUCUACUUCACUGAUAAAAUGAAACGAUGCCACGUGAAUGUCAUUUUGCAUGGGAAUUCUGAAGUCAUGCAUGAUUGUGGAGGGAUUGCCUUCUACAGCUGAGGCACUUAGUUUAUGAGAGRAUUCUAGCUUUAUUUAUAGAAGAUUUCACAUGUACGGCUUCCAUUUCAAUAACUCACAUAUUACAAGGUUUAUGCAACAAUGAACAACAAUUAACUACAUUAAAAAAAAAAUGACAACAGCAUCAGGAAAUAAAUCACCAAAUUAACCACCUCUGAAAUGACCCCCUCACUCGCCCUUAUUUCAGUGACCUCUGAAAUAUCACUCCACCAGGAAAAAUAACAACUCAGGGAUUGUCUGUUUUUCAUCUGUGCUCGCUUGUUAGCUUGUCAAAAUUAGCACAUACAUUGGUUGUCAUUCAUUUCAACUGUAGUUAAAAUGGUCCUAUCGGAUUCCAACAACAGUGAAAGGAAAGUUGUCCAGUGCACAGCUGGAACAAACGACAGGCAACAAAAGAGAGUGAACGACAAACUACACUUACUAUGACAACAGUUUACAACCCAUGGACUUAACUGUCUCAUUCAAAGAACCAAAUGGCAGCAUUUGUCCAGUUAUGUGGAGAGGAAGGGACAUCAGUGUUGAAUAUCACUUCCUCUAACCUAAGCUGCCUGUGUUGCUGACUUCGGUUGUGUGAAAACGUUACUAACUUUCAAAUCUUUGCUUUCUCUGUCCUUGUUUCCUCAAUUACUCUCAAAGUGCAUUGCAGGUCCAAGGGGGGGGGGCCUUCGAUCUUCUCUAAUGCGCUUUGAGAGUUGAGGAAACAAGGACGGAGGAAGAAAGGAUUUGACAGWUGUUUUCAGACACUGCCCUAGUUGACGCAGUGGUCAUUUUUGCAUGCAGGGGAUGGGCAAGGAGAGGUGAAAUAAUUCCAUCUGGGCUUGGAGCGGCCACAGAAUCAGGUUGUAAUAAGCUUUGUGACUCAGCACUUAAAAAUGUUUUUUUUAAAAAUAGGACUUAAAUAUGGCAAAGUGAUUGAAUAAGAAUACACCUUGUCUAUUGCAAUGAUUUACAUGUAUGUUUGUGUCAGUGUGUGUAUAGGGGGCACAUUAAAAAUACCCUUUGGUGGUACUUUGUUAGCUUGGGUGAGGACACAAGCAAAACAUUUUUUUUUACGGGACUGAUUUCAUGGUCUUCCCUCAAUUAUUUCAAGUACCCGCUCUGUAUUCAACCUGUACUUGGCAAAAGGUUGAUAUGCAUUCUGUCCUCAAAUGAGCCUUGUAAUAAAAAAAMGAUGUGGAUAAUAUUGUUUGACUGGUUAUCUGGGAAAUGUAGAAAACAUUUUGGUAAAACUGACUACUUCAACGGUCAUUUGUAGACACAGCUGGUGAGAACCUAAAGCAAUACUGUGAAUGAAUGCAUGAAUACCUGAUUGGGUUUACCAUGGCUAUUACAGUAUACAGUAUAAUCCUCUGAUCAAACCAGUCAUAUUACCUUCCAUAUGUGCAGACUGGACCCAAUCUUCUCUUUCAAAAUUAUUUUUAAUCUUGACUCCAUUUAAUCCCAACGGUUCAGACAUGCUGAAAUGUUUACUCUUCAAAACGUUUUAGAGCAUACCACAGAUGGACAAACAAAUCACCCAAAAUCUUGUCCUUGACAUUUUUUAUUUAUUCCACUUUGACAUCAGUACAGGGAUCACAAUUUUUUAUAGCUCCAAAAUGUGAACUAGUCAAUGAUAACUAUCAGAUCUGAGAUGUUGGUUACCAAUACAGUCAAAAGCAAAACAAAAGAAUGCCAAAGAGAAGAAAAAAAAA
Messenger RNA from Salvelinus sp. IW2-2015, 4749 nucleotides. Its product is annotated as zinc finger translocation-associated protein. NCBI's taxonomy places the organism in Eukaryota, Metazoa, Chordata, Actinopteri, Salmoniformes, Salmonidae. Gene Ontology annotation, biological process: negative regulation of DNA-templated transcription. The record is from RefSeq and is a predicted model, not a curated record.